Ruditapes philippinarum (Manila clam) is the source of this 6207-nucleotide messenger RNA. Its product is annotated as putative leucine-rich repeat-containing protein DDB_G0290503. The record is from RefSeq and is a predicted model, not a curated record. Lineage: Eukaryota; Metazoa; Mollusca; Bivalvia; Venerida; Veneridae. The coding region runs from base 308 to 6019 and encodes 1903 amino acids. The transcript has 3 exons.
UGGAGGGUUUGCCUAUGAUGUCAAUAAAUAUAUUUGUUGCAACGGAGAUUUGCAAUACAGAUAUAAUGGAGACAGCACUAAAUGUUGCCGAGGACAAUCGUAUGACUCUAAUCAUUCAAUAUGUUGCAAGGGUGACAUUUUGUCUGCAAUAGUCGGACAAUCUACAAAAUGUUGUGGCAGAAAGGCUUUUGAUCCAUCAAAAAAUAUUUGCUGUGAUAACAAACUAAGACAAAAAUCUAGUAGUACGUCGAGAUGUUGUGGCAGUUCUGUGUUCGAAAGCAACUGCUUUAAAUGUGAUUCAAAGGACAUGAUUGUACCACGUUUCAACGAAAAGACAUCUGUUUGUUGUAACGGCAACAUUAUGGUCCGAAAAUACGGAGAUAAUUCAUGUUGUUGUGGAAACAAACAAAUAGAUCUUUCAAAGAAAGCCUGUUGUGAUGGACUUCCGAGAAAAGUCCCACAGUCUUCACCUUGUGCAUGCUGCGGUGAACGUUUGUUUAAUGUUAAAAGCCAAAUAUGCUGUAAGACAAAAAGAAGGCGCCUUAUCUACGGAUAUGAUUCUCAAUGUUGUGGCGAUGAUGUUUUUAACAUGAACACACACAUUUGUUGUCAAGAAACGUUACAUGAAAAGAGAUCUCAAGGAGACACGUCAUGUUGUGGAGCAAAUUUGUUUAAUCCUAGGAAAGAAAGGUGUUGUGACGGAACGGUGCGAGUUAUCCCAGACUCUGUCGACGUAAACAAAAUCCUGUGUUGUGGAAAAGAAAUUUUUGAUUCAACCAAACAUAUGUGUUGUGAAAAUACUCUUUUAUCUAGAAACAUGAACAAUGCAUCAUGUUGUGGACAAAUACAGUAUUCUUCUAAGACAGGUUGUUGUUCAGGAUUACCAUAUGAUCCUUCCCUUUACAUGUGUUGCAAUGGAAAAUUACUUUUAAAAACAACACCAUCUGCCGAUUCUUGUUGCGGCACUUCUGGGACAUAUGAUAGUCGAAAUGAAAUAUGUUGUAAUGGAUAUGUACAAUUUAAAGUUUCAGGAGAAACAACUCAGUGUUGUAGCACGAACAGUUACAAUCCAUCAUUGUAUAUUUGUUGUGAUGGAAAAACUAAGUAUAGAAAAUAUGGGGAACUUACUGCAUGCUGUGGUACUAAGGUUUACAGUCCUGUUCAAGAAAAUUGUUGCAACGGUAUGGUUGUAAGUUUUUAUUUACAGAAAGGUAAACAGAAGAAAUCCAACUCUGAAUCUUACCAGGAUGAUGAUAUGGAGGAAACAAAGAGUAAAACACUGAUUAAGAAAGUACAAAAAAGGAUAAAUAAGUUAAAAGAUAAACUUAAGUCUGUAGAUAACGUAGAAAAAAAUACAAAAGACCAAAAAACUGUACAAGAGCGAUUAGAAAUCCUAAAAAGAAAGCGGAAACAGUUAAAAAAGAAAUUUAUUAAAUCUAACGACCAGAAAAAAUCUAGAAAAUUAAGCAAAAAGAUUGAAAAUGUGCAAAACAAAAUAACAAAAUAUUCAAAAACUGAAAUAGAGCCAAUAAAUAAAAAUAGGGACAGUACAAAAAUUAAUAAAGAAAGAUUGAGACGCCUUCUUCAAGAAUUUAAAGCAAAAUUGAAAGUUUUAUCUCAAACAAGAGACCCACGGGUGAAGAAGAAAAUAAGAUUUGAAAUACAAAUUCUUGAAACCAACAUUCGCAAGUUAAAAAGAAAACUGAAUUUGAAUGAAGGCUUACCUCCACAAGAUGAAGACAAAGACAGAAAAGGUAAAACUAGGAAAGAACGUCUAGAAAUUCUUCGCAGGAAACUUGAAGUAAUUAAAAAGAAGCUUUCUAAACCACAAAGUAAAUCAGAUGCCAAGAAGUUACUGGAGAUGAAAGAGAUCAUUAAAAAACGAAUAAACCGAUUGACAGGGAAUAAGGAUGCAGAUAACAAGAAAGACACUAACAAUAAAGAGAGAGAAGAAAAUAAUGUGGAAAAUAAAGACAAUAACAUAAAGCUUUUAAAAGAAAAAUUGAAAGCAGUACUGAAGAAAAUUAGUGAAACGAACGAUAAGAACACUAAGAAAGAUUUGCAAGAAAAGGCAGAAAAACUUGUUAACAAAAUACGCCGUUUAAAAGGCUUGCCACCAAUCGAAAAUAAGGAUGACUUAGAUGAGAAUAGACUCGAUCGUCUGAUAAGAAGAUUUAGAGAACUAAAACAACAAAUUUCAAACACAAAAAAUGAACGUGAAAGGAAAUCUUUACAAGAUGAAGCAGAUGAAAUCAAAGAUAAGAUUGAUAAAAUUAAAAAUCGACAGAAUAAAGAUGACGAAGACAAAAGCGGAAGAACUAAAGAGGAACGUCUUGACAGUCUUCGUAGCAAACUUGAAAGGGUUAAAAAGAAGCUUUCUAAACCACAGAGUAAAUCAGAUGCUAAGAAGUUACUGGAGAAGAAAGAGAUCAUUAAAAAACGAAUUAACCGAUUGACAGGGAAUAAAGCUACAGAUAAAAAUAAAGACACAAGCAAGAAAGAGAAAGAAGAAAAUAAUGUAGAAAAUAAAGACACGGACAUAAAGCUUUUAAAGGAAAAAUUGAAAACAGUACUGGAGAAAAUUAGUGAAACGAACAAUAAGAACACUAAGAAAGAUUUGCAAGAAAAGGCAGAAAAACUUACUAACAAAAUACGCCGUUUGAAAGGCUUGCCACCACUCGAAAAUAACAAUGACUUAGAUGAGAAUAGACUCGAACGUCUGAUUAGGAAAUUAAAAGAACUAAAACAACAAAUUUCAAACACAAAUAAUGAACGUGACAAGAAAUCAUUACAAGAUGAAGCAGAUGGAAUCAAAGAUAAAAUUGAUAAAAUUAGAAAACGACAGAAUAAAGACGACGGAGACAAAAGCGGAAGAACCAAAAAAGAACGUCUUGAAAUUCUUCGUAGGAAACUUGAAGUGAUUAAAACGAAGCUGUCUAAACCACAGAGUAGAUCAGAUGCUAAGAAGUUACUAGAGAAGAAACAGAUCAUUCAGAAAAGAAUAAACCGAUUAACAGGAAAUACAGAUACAGAUAAAAAGAAAGACGCUGCAAAAAAGGACAAAGACGAAAACAAAGUAGAAAAUAAAGACAAUGACAUUAAGCUAUUAAAGGAAAAAUUGAAAGCAGUACUGGAAAAAAUUAGUGAAACGAACGAUAAGAACACUAAGAAAGAUUUGCAAGAAAAGGCAGAAAAACUUACUAACAAAAUACGCCAAUUAAAAGGCUUGCCACCAAUCGAAAAUAACGAUGACUUAGAUGAGAAUAGACUCGAACGUCUAAUGAGGAAAUUAAAAGAACUAAAACAACAAAUUUCAAACACAAAAAAUGAACGUGAAAGGAAAUCUUUACAAGAUGAAGCAGAUGAAAUCAAAGAUAAGAUUGAUAAAAUAAGAAAACGACAAAAUAAAGAUGACGAAGACAAUAGCGGAAGAACUAAAAAGGAACGUCUGAACAUUCUUCUUAGUAAACUUGAAAAGGUUAAAAAGAAGCUUUCUAAACCACAGAGUAAAUCAGAUGCUAAGGAGUUACUGGAGAAGAAAGAGAUCAUUAAAAAACGAAUUAACCGAUUGACAGGGAAUAAAGAUACAGAUGAAAAGAAAGACGCUGCAAAAAAGGACAAAGACGAAAACAAAGUAGAAAAUAAAGACAAUGCCAUAAAGCUCUUAAAAGAAAAAUUGAAAGCAGUACUGGAAAAAAUUAGUGAAACGAAUGAUAAGAACACUAAGAAAGAUUUGCAAGAAAAGGCAGAAAAACUUACUAACAAAAUACGCCAAUUAAAAGGCUUGCCGCCAAUCGAAAAUAACGAUGACUUAGAUGAGAAUAGACUCGAACGUCUAAUGAGGAAAUUAAAAGAACUAAAACAACAAAUUUCAAACACAAAAAAUGAACGUGAAAGAAAAUCUUUACAAGAUGAAGCAGAUGGAAUCAAAUAUAAGAUUGAUAAAAUAAGAAAACGACAGAAUAAAGAUAAUGGAGACAAAAGCGGAAGAACUAAAAAUGAACGUCUUGACAUUCUUCGUAGUAAACUUGAAAUGAUUAAAAAGAAGCUUUCUAAACCACAGAGUAAAUCAGAUGCAAAGAAGUUACAGGAGAAGAAAGAGAUCAUUCAGAAAAGAAUAAACCGAUUGACAGGGAAUAAAGAUACAGAUGAAAAGAAAGACGCUCUUUUAAAAGAAAAAUUGAAAGCAGUACUGGAAAAAAUUAGUGAAACGAAUGAUAAGAACACUAAGAAAGAUUUGCAAGAAAAGGCAGAACAACUUACUAACAAAAUACGCCAAUUAAAAGGCUUGCCACCAAUCGAAAAUAACAAUGACUUAGAUGUGAAUAGACUCGAACGUCUAAUGAGGAAAUUAAAAGAACUAAAACAACAAAUUUCAAACACAAAAAAUGAACGUGAAAGGAAAUCCUUACAAGAUGAAGCAGAUGGAAUCAAAGAUAAGAUUGAUAAAAUAAGAAAACGACAGAAUAAAGAUAAUGGAGACAAAAGCGGAAGAACUAAAAAUGAACGUCUUGACAUUCUUCGUAGUAAACUUGAAGUGAUUAAAAAGAAGCUUUCUAAACCACAGAGUAAAUCAGAUGCAAAGAAGUUACUUGAGAAGAAAGAGAUCAUUCAGAAAAGAAUAAACCGAUUGACAGGGAAUAAAGAUGCAGAUAACAAGAAAGAUACUAUGAAAAAAGAGAAAGAAGAUGAUGUAGAAAAUAAAGACAGUGACGUAAAGCUAUUAAAAGAAAAAUUGAAAGCGGUACUGGAGAAAAUAAGUGUAACUAGCGAUAGGAACAGUAAGAAAGAUUUAAAAGAAAAGGCAGAAAAACUUACUAAUAAAAUACGUGAUUUAAAAGGUUUGCCACCAUUAGAAAAGAAAGAUGAAUUCAAUGAGGAUAAACUCGAACGACUGAUAAGGAAAUUUAAAGAACUGAAACAACAGAUUUCGAAUGCGAAAAAUGAACGUGAAAAAAAAUCUUUACAAGAUGAAGCAGAAGAAAUCAAAGAUAAGAUUGAUAAGAUACGAGACCGACAAAAUGAAGGUGAUGAAAAUAAAAAGGGAAACGGUAAAACUAUAAAGGAACGACUGGAUAUUCUUCCCACAAAACUCGAAAUAAUUAAAAAGAAGCUGUCUAAACCACAGAGUAGAUCAGAUGAAAGGAACCUGCUUGAAAAGAAGGACGUCAUUCUGAAAAGAAUCAAGCAAUUGAAUGGAAAUAAUGAUAAAGAUGAAAAAGAGGAUAAGAAAAACAGGAAAGGUAACAAGAAAAGUAAAAAAGGUGAAACGCAAAGUGAAAGUAAAGACAAAAAGAAAUCUGAGCUGAAGGUUGAUAUCCACGAUGAUAAAUUUAACCGUCUUAUAAGGAAAUUAAAAGAAAUCAAGCAUCGUAUUUCAGAAGCAAAAAAUGAGCGGAAAAGGAAAUCUUUACAAGAUGAAGCGGAUGAUCUGCUUAGAAAAAUUGAAAAAAAGCUGAAAACUGAUGUCGACAAGAAAGGUGGUGAAAAAGAUGAUAAGAAAAGUAUUCGAAAUCGGGAACAAAACAGAAAAGGUCAGCUUAAACAGAAACAGAGCAAGAUGGAAAAUAGAAUUUCAAACACAAAAGACAAACUUGAGAAGCAGAAAAGAAAAAACUCUUUUUUGAAAAACAAAAUUGAGAAAAAAUCAGAGAGCAGAAAUAAUGGGCCUGGGGAUAUGGAUAUAAAUACCCGUUUACAAGUCGUAAAAGGAUAUUUGGAAAAACUGGAAAUAAUGCUUUCUCAAACGUCUGACAAAGAGAAAAGAAAAGUUUUGAAAGAAGAUAGGCAACUUCUUAAUGAACGAAUUUCUUUCCUACGUAAAGAAUUAGAUGAAUCUGACGGGAUUUCAGACACUGAAAGUAUUAAUGACAGAUUGACAAAAUUAAAAGAAAAACUUGAGAUCGUAAUGAAAAGACUAAAGAAAGAAAGUGAUCCGAGCACUACCGAAACAUUGGAGAGAAAAAGGAAGGUUCUGAAAAGACGUAUAGAUGGACUAACCAAAGAACUUGGCUAUUAAUGUUUCCAAGACAAAUUCAUACUGACAAGCGUCAUGGACAACGACGAUAAUGGUGUUUGAUUAUGGACGUUUGUGGUGUUUAAUAUUCGGCUAUUCAUUUAAAACGUUUCAACGAUAACUUCCAGAAUAUAAAAUGUUUCUGCUUGACUUACUUUGUUUCCAUUAACGUAAUAAAUAUUUAUCUAGCA